Parastagonospora nodorum SN15 is the source of this 2466-nucleotide messenger RNA. RefSeq lists its product as hypothetical. Gene Ontology annotation, biological process: protein localization to ciliary inversin compartment. Bases 1 to 2466 code for a protein of 821 amino acids. Gene Ontology annotation, cellular component: ciliary inversin compartment. Gene Ontology annotation, molecular function: protein binding. The transcript has a single exon. The record is from RefSeq and is a predicted model, not a curated record. NCBI's taxonomy places the organism in Eukaryota, Fungi, Ascomycota, Dothideomycetes, Pleosporales, Phaeosphaeriaceae.
AUGUUCAAGCACAUUCGCGUCGCAUACUCCAAGCAUGGACGCAGUCUCUUCAGCGACGAUCGAUUCGAGACGCUAUGGAAGAUCUUCGAAGCCAUGGUCUCUGAAGAGAGCCUUGAUACUGUGACCUGUGUUCUGGAUGGCCUGGAUGAGUGUAUCGAGGAAUCGCUCAGCCCUUUGUGGAUCAAGAUCCGAGGCCUCACCCUCUCGCAAAGUCAGAACUCAACCCCAAAACCAAAGGCACGCCUGAAAAUCAUCAUCACUAGCAGGAACUAUCCAGAUUCGUUCGAGCACUAUCUUCACUGCUUUCCGCGCGUCAAACUGGAGUCCGAAUUGAACGAAGAGAUCAAGAAAGACGUUGCGAAAUAUAUCGACCACCGAAUGGAGGAGCUCGCAUGCGCAGAAAGGAGAAAACCAAGCUUGCAUUUGCUGCGGGCAAACGUUAAGCGUAAGCUCGUGGAGGGAUCUAACGGGACUUACCUCUGGGUCAAUUUCGCAAUCAGCUCACUCAAGAAGGAAGCCUGCCCAGAGCUUGAGGCCGCCCUUGACAAGUUCCCCCACGGGCUUGAUGGCAUGUAUCGUCGCAUGUUCCUGUCUAUAUUGCGCUCCAAAAGAGCUGUCGUCAUCUCAAUUCUUCGAUGGGUCGCCACCGCAUUCCGUCCUCUCACCUUAGAGGCCCUAGGCGUUGCGCUGGACUUACCCACAGCUAUAGGACAAGAGCUCGAUGACGCGGUUAAUGAUUUCGUCAAUUAUGCAGGCGAUCUCCUACUAGUGACACCUCGAGACCCAAAAUCGGCGACAAGCACAAAGAUUGUUCUUCCUGUUCAUGCUUCCAUGACGGACUUCUUGUGGCAAAUUGAUAACACCUAUGGCGAGCUUGCAGAAUUCCGACUGGAUCAUUCGAAUUGCCAUAAAACUCUCGGAAGGAAGGCCCUUGACUAUGCUAUGAUCGUAUUCAAAGACUGCCCGGAAGUUGAGAUUAGCAACCCUGAUGACGCUAGCUACCAUGAACCAUACCGCCGAUAUCCUUUGUUUGAAUACGCUCUGACUGCAGGGCUUCGACAUCUCACAACAGCAUCGAAAGAUUACCCUGAUCUCUCUCAUCCGUUAUUCGAUGAAGAAAACGGUUUUCAUCAACCAUGGAUGCGUGCGCAGUGUCUCGCAGCAUCGAACCUAUGGGUCUCUGGGAAUAUCAGCAUACUGCACGUUGCAGCCCUGCUUGGACACGUCAAUUUGGUGGCAUACUACCUCAAAGUAUUCCCUGAUCGCAUCGACACGCGAGACGAAAGACAGCGCACACCACUAUUCUUCGCCGUGCUCAGGGAGCAUGCCGAAAUGGUGGCGGACUUGCUACGGCGCGGCGCUGAUCCUAACAGCAAAGACUUUGUCAGCCAAACACCACUUCACAUUGCAUGCGCAACGGAUUGUCAAUCUGUAGUCGUCAGUUUGCUGGAAAGAGGCGCCGACACCAACGCAUACAGCAUGGCUAAAGACUCUGUCUGGGGCAGCCUGGAAGCAGGAAGCUUACUCGACGAUGACCGCACCCAAGGUGAGGAUGACUCUCUUCGUAACAAUAAAGCCCAUACUACAGGAACCGCAAUCCAUUUCGCAGCAGAGUACAACCAGUACCAAUACAUCAAUCUUUUGAUCAAGUAUGGAUCUAAAGUCAGCGCUGUUGAUGGUCGCGGUCAGACUGCCCUGCAUCGAGUGGUAAGGAUUGAGCCGCAUCACACGGAGUCUACCAAAGCCCUUCUUGAUGCGGGAAUAGAUAUUCUGGCGAAAGACGACCGAGGACGAACGGCAUUUCACAUAGCCGCGACUUCAUGUGACAACGAUGAUACUGAUCACGACGACUCAAUGGCACUUAUGCUCGAUGCCAAGUUCCCUGUUGAUGAACCAACGUCUUCCAAAGAACUGUCCUUGGAUGGAAUCACCGCUCUGCAGAUCGCGUGCGGAGCAGGUUUGCAUGCAUCUGUCAAGAAUCUGUUAAAGCGUGGAGCCAACGCAAAUCAUCAAGACAAACAAGGUCGGACGCCACUCCAUCAUUUAGCUGGGCUGGUACAAGACAUCAGCGGCAUAUUCGCCCCAUCGAUCGCUUCAACGCUGUUGAGAAGUAUGAGCACUUCAGGCAUACUUGCCACCGACUCAAAGCGACAAACUGCCCUUGACGUAGCACGGGCAACAUGGGCAAAGUUCGAGACCGAAUACAAUGAGUCAGAAGGAGGAGAUAAGCUUAGAAGAAAGUUUCGUCAGUCGUGGCUCGCAGGAUCGCCAAGUCAGAAACAAUCAGUUCACAGCGUGAUCAAGAGUUAUGUCGCUCUGAUCACGUCGGUUCUGCCGGAGGCAGCUGAGGACAACCUCCCUUCGUUUAUAGGAAUCGCCAGCCCUUCGGAGGAAGAUACACGAUUCUGCGAACUUUUGCGCAAGCAAAGGCAGGAAUAUCGCGCGAUGCAAGCGCAAGGACUUUAA